AUGGGGGAGCUGAAGCCAUCGUGCAUGAAGGGGGGAGGGAAUGGCUCCAUGGAGUUGUGCGAGGGUUGCGGACAGAAGAUCUCGGAUCGUUGGGUGAUGAGAGUCGGAGACACCUCGUGGCACGAAGCCUGCCUCCUUUGCUGCGAAUGUAGGGGGCCCUUGUCUCAUUCCUGCUUCAUCCGCGACGGGAAACUCUACUGCAAACUAGACUACGAUAGGAUUUUCGUCGUGAAGUGUGCUGGCUGUGCCCAGCGGGUCAUGCCCCAAGAGUUGGUGAUGAGAGCGCAAACGAUGGUUUUCCAUCUCCCUUGCUUCGUUUGUGUCGCUUGUUGCACUCAACUCCAGAAGGGCGAUCAGUUUGUCAUCCAUGCUGGACAAGUCCUUUGUCGGGCUGAUUUCGAGAAGCAAUUCUUCAUGUUCCCCCAGUCUGGGAUACCUGGUAUGGAACCCCUCGGCUGGUCGAAUCUCCCCACCAGGAAGUGGGAUCGAAUCCACGAAUCCCUUGCUUGCAUUGUUGCAGGGGAAAUGCUGAGCGGAGAGGAAGGGGGAAGGCCGACUAGGGACGGGAGAAGAGGUCCAGGGAAAAGGCCGCGAACGAUCCUCACGUCGUCUCAGCGACGUCAGUUCAAGGCGUCCUUCGAGAUCAGUCCUAAACCUUGCCGAAAGGUGCGACCGAGGCCAAAGAAAGAACCACUCCAAUGGACGGACGAAGGAGGAGUGCGGGAAGCCCUGGCGAAGGAGACUGGCCUCAGCGUAAGGGUCGUGCAGGUGUGGUUCCAAAAUCAACGAGCGAAGAUGAAGAAAUUGGAAAAGAAACAGAAGGAAAAGGAAGGGAAGGAAGACAAGGAUGAGAAGGAAACCAAGAAGGGGAAGAAGUCCCGCAAAGAACCUCAGACUGACGACGAAUCUGACAACAAUGGGGAGACAAAGAUGGGCGCCACGGGUGGUCGAGGGAUUCGUGGGGACCAACCGCAUUACUUGUCUAUGACUUCUUCCAUCCUGGAUUCCGGAUACCCAACUUCCCUCUACGCUCCCAAUCUCCCUUACUCCCCUGAAGGCGAGCGCUAUCCAGGACACUCCGGGGAAAGUUUCUGUGGUUCCGAGCUGUCUUUGGACGAGAGCAGUGGGUUCGAUCAGUUAGAGGAAGGUAUCGAUGGGAGCAGUGGGAGCGGGCCAGUGCACGACGUAGGCCCUGGUGGCAUGGGGCCACCGAUCCCCUAUCAUCACACCAAUCCCAUCGACAAACUUUAUAUGAUGCAGAACUCAUACUUCAGUUCGACGGAGCAAUGACGUCCUCACGAGGCACGAGUCCAGCAUCUUCCCUCCUCUCCAAAACUGUCCACUCACAUUUUGCGCUUAUAUACGUGAGAGCCCCCGGGGAUCUUGCCAGCAUUAUUAAUUGAUAAUAAUUAUUAUUCCUGAAUGUCUUGAAUUUAUAUGGAC
Messenger RNA from Darwinula stevensoni, 1443 nucleotides. NCBI's taxonomy places the organism in Eukaryota, Metazoa, Arthropoda, Ostracoda, Podocopida, Darwinulidae. The record is from the annotation of a GenBank genome assembly.